Messenger RNA from Mesocricetus auratus (golden hamster), 986 nucleotides. It is a transcript of the gene Ctxn2, whose product is annotated as cortexin 2. The record is from RefSeq and is a predicted model, not a curated record. The transcript is spliced from 2 exons. Lineage: Eukaryota; Metazoa; Chordata; Mammalia; Rodentia; Cricetidae. The coding region runs from base 603 to 851 and encodes 82 amino acids.
UCGAGACUGCUGUUUCCACCCACAGUGAAAUGCCUUCGGCACAGCUGGGGACGUGGCAGAGGCAAGGAUUUUCGCAAUGAAUUAAUUAAGCCCUCACUACCCUAGGAAACCCAAAUAGUGAGGAACCCUGAUUGCUAAGCUUCAGGGUGCGAUGUGAGUGAAAAUAAGUCUUUGUCUCUGCUCUUUCUAAUGGAUCUGAAGAACAGACCCUGUUGCUGCUGUUAGAGUCCCUUCCCCAUCUCACGUCCCUCCUCCGUUGCUAGCAUAUCCACCUGCUCGCAAGUAUUUACACAUUGCCACACCAGAUAAAGGCACACACAUUUUACUGCAAACACUCGCGCGCACGUCCUUCCGCGGCUGCCUGUGUCCUGUCUCUCACCAGACGCAGACAUUCAUACACGUAGGCCAGAAAAGCGCUACCCGCGGUCCUGUGACUCCACGCAGGUCCUCAGAACACGCCGUUUACACUGAAGCGAUCAGCAAGCACAGACAAACCUGCCAACAAGUCUUCUGGCUGGAAUUCAUCUCCAUGGCAACAAACAUGGAAGGUGGAGAAUUGACUCCCGCAGGAACUCUGAAGAGCCACCACAAUGCACCAGUGAAUGAUGAGUAGCACCUACUGCAGCAAUUCUUCAGCUAAGAUGAGUGCCAAUGAGGUCUCUGCCUUCUCCCUGACUCUGGAGCAAAAGACUGGUUUCGCCUUUGUGGGCAUCCUGUGCAUUUUCUUGGGACUUCUUAUUAUCAGAUGCUUCAAAAUUCUACUAGACCCAUAUAGUAGCAUGCCAUCUUCUACAUGGGAAGAUGAAGUUGAAGAGUUUGAUAAAGGGACCUUCGAGUAUGCACUUGCCUGAUGGUGGUUCCAGCUUCGUGUUUUUUCCAGGUGACACUGAGUGACAUGACAGACACAUUUGUAAUUAGCUUGAGUGUGGUGCUGCUGAGAGGAUCAUUCCAUUCACAAAAUUCAAUAAAUGUCUAUGAUUGAUUUA